UUCCCCUUUAUUCUGCUUCAGCUGAAGAGUUCAUUUUUUGACUCAGCUGCCUGGCUGUGAGUCCCGUCUUCAGUGGCACGGCUCUCCUGGGGCUGGGCCCAGACCUGGCAGAGAGACUUCUGCUAGAACAGACGAGCGGGGCCCGAGGUGGCAACAGAGACGUUGGUACAGGGUUGGCAGAAAGCCUGGAAACCAUGAUCCGAAGAGAGAGCAAGAGGAAAUCGCGAGCAGAAGCCCACAACCCGACAGAUCCCGGCCCCAUCCUGGGUACCAGCAAGAUCCGCCGGCGGAAGAGCCGACGCCGGAUGACCUGUCCGAACCCCGGGGAAAUCAAUCAAGCACUGACUUCCAUUACCUUCAGAGAACUGAACCGCUCCUGCACGCUAGACGACUUGAUUGAGAAAUGCCUGCGCUCCUUUGAUUUGGACGGCAACCUUUGUACCAGCGAUUUCAUGGUAAACAUGACCCUAACUGUCCACAACUGGGUCGUGCCAUCAGCGGAGUUAGCGCGCCGCCUCUCGACUUUAUAUCCUUUGUUCGGCAUCGCCCACAUCCCUUCGAACAGCUACGAAAGCAGCCCCGGCUGUGGAAAGAAACGGAAGGUGUCGUUGCUGUUCGACCACCUCGACGCAGGCCAGUUGGCGAACCACCUCAGUUACCUGGAGUUCAAGGCCUUCUGCCGCAUCUCGUACCUGGACUUCCAGAGUUACGUUUUGCAUGGCUCGGUUCACGGCAGCCCGGCCCUGGAGCGUUCCAUCGCCUUGUGCAACAGCAUCUCCCAGUGGGUGCAGGUCAUGAUCCUCAGCCGGCCGACAAUCCAACAGCGAGCUGAAGUCUUCACAAAGUUCAUCUGUGUGACUCAGCUCUCCCUAGACCUCUACUACACAGAUGAGGAAAUCUACACGCUGUCGUAUGCGCGUGAACCCCGCUACCCUAAAUCCUUGCCAGCCACACAGUUCAAGCCGCCUGUGGUAAUGGAAUGGGCACCCCGAAUGGCCCCGAAAGCCGACCGGACCACCAUCAGGAAGCACGUCCAGCAGCUGGUUGAGUCUGUGUUCAAGAACUACGAUCCUGAGCAACGGGGCUACAUCUCUCAAGAGGAUUUUGAAACCAUCUCCACGAGCUUCCCCUUCUCCUUCUACGGGCUGGAAAGAGAUCGCGAGGGACCGUGGAACCGGGAAGAACUCCUGGAGUAUUUCAUGCGGGCCUGCGCCAUCUUCUCCAAACUGUUCCUGGCAAAUAGUAAUUUCCACGGACUAAUCACAUCUGCCACCUUCUGUGACAGCUGCAGCGGUUUUCUCUGGGGAGUCUCCAAGCAAGGAUACCGGUGCCGGGGUCCCGCAGAGCGUUUCACCAGGGACCACCGUUAG
Sphaerodactylus townsendi is the source of this 1370-nucleotide messenger RNA. RefSeq names its product RAS guanyl releasing protein 4 (gene RASGRP4). Gene Ontology annotation, molecular function: guanyl-nucleotide exchange factor activity. Lineage: Eukaryota; Metazoa; Chordata; Lepidosauria; Squamata; Sphaerodactylidae. The record is from RefSeq and is a predicted model, not a curated record. Gene Ontology annotation, biological process: positive regulation of GTPase activity; Ras protein signal transduction. Gene Ontology annotation, cellular component: plasma membrane.